GUACUGACCCUGAGAAUCCUGAAGACGUGCCUUUACUGCCAAUAACUAAAGUCCCUGUGACGGAGGAACCACUGACCGCGGCACAGAAGAUCAGGAAAAGAACGGAAUCCAGGAUACAGUCGUUGACUGAAGACAUGGUGGAUACAGCAGCCCUGCAGAAGGUGACAGACAAGCUGGACAGAGGAGCAACAUGGGUAACAAUCAAGGGAAGACCAGGAGAGGGGAAGUCUACAAUAGCCUACAUGACCCUCAAAGAUCAGCACCUUCACGGGAAACAAGUUUAUCAGGUGGUGUCACCAGAAGAGUUCAAUGAGGUAAUAACUGCCUGUGCUGAUCCUGUCAUUAUGUUAGAUGACAUAUUCGGUGAUCUGGAAUUUGAUGCAGCAGAGUGGGCCAAGUGGAGACCAAGUCUACAACCUUUUGUGGAUGUGAACAAUUCUGACACAUAUACUGAACAAAAGCCGAGAGACAAGUCCGCUGAAAUUCCAACAUCUUUAGAGAGAACUAAAGAUGAACAAACACAUGUAAAAAGAACAGGACCAAACAAAGGCAAAGCUAUCAGUAUUCUCGUUGGCCGGGAUUAUGUGCUGAAAUCCGCAUUGCCAGAUUUAGGAAGGCUGGCAGAUUACAUAUCCAGUCCCCAAUACGUCGUUGAAGUCACUUCACAGAGAGACAUAGAUGAGCGCAAGAAGAUAUGGCAUGUUCAUGCCAAAACAAAACACAUAGACUUUGAUGAGCCAACUGUGUCUCGGAUAUGUCAGGCUGACUGUCCACACGGCUUUCCCCAUGUCUGUAAAAUGUUUGUCACAGAAUAUGAACAUGGUCAGACUCAAGAUCAAGCGGUGGCUUUCUUUCAAUCACCUCUUAAAUUCCUCAUGAACACCAUGGAAAAGUUUCUUCAGGAUGAGAUAAAGCGUUCACUGUUCAUGGCUAUGAUUAAAAGAGAUGGGAAGAUUAGUGGACAAGAGUUGGAGGAGGAUGUUAUCUAUGGGUAUAAAUGCAUAACAGCUGCUGAUGAUUUGGUUGGUUCUUAUCUCAAGAAAGAAGAUGGCACAUACGUGUUUAAUCAUCCAUCUGUAUACGACAGUGUUGCUUUUAUUCUCAGUACAAAACAAACAUUGUUUGUCAUCAAGAAUUGUAGUUUGACAUUCAUCCAUCAGCGAAUUUGUCUUAAACCGUCCUCAAAUUCAGGGGAAAACGUUGCUGGUGAGACAGAUCUUGUUGCAAACAUCCCGUGGACCUGUGCUGGAGAUUUAGCAAGAAGAUUUGCAACUGAAAUUGAAAGGAGCAAUUUGUUGCAUGUUUUAUCACACCAGGCAUGUUGUAUAGCAGAGUUCGUUGAGGUGCUGAUGGGCUGCGUGAAGAAACAAGGUCACAUGUCUGUUCCCGAUAUUCUGAAACUAAAUGAUAAGUCUUCAGAACAGUCAUUAUGUGAAUUACUUCCUAGCAACAAGUCAUUUCAUCUCAUCAAAUUCAUUAUGGAGAAAGAAAACGUAUCAUUCAACCAGAGUGAAAUAAGGGACAUUUUACAUGGAGUGUGCAUGAAUGCUGCUUGUAGUGUACUGACCUAUAUCAGUGAGCACAUGAAGCUUGACAUUAAUGGUAGAUAUGGUUGGGAGAGGCAAACUCCACUUAUGUUAGCAGCACAAACACGGGACAGUGAGUUUGUUAAUCACAUUCUGUCCCUUGCCCCUGAUAUGUAUGCAAGAGACCACCUAGGUCAAACUGUCUUUCAUUACCUUUGCCAAUAUGGCCUUACAUCAGCUGUGGAAUCUACGAUAAACAUGGGCGUGGAUGUUAACAAGCAUUAUAUGCCAUCAGACAAAGCCAGCUUUUACAGUGGGCAUAAAUUAUAUGUUAACAACCUCCCUCUAUACCGUGCCAUAGAACGUGGCCACGUAGAGGUGGUGCAACUGCUGGUGAGAAGAGGAUGUGAAGUAGACAACCAGGAAGGUCUUAGAUGUGCUUGUAAGGGCCUCAACAUGGACAUGGUGCAGUUAUUCUUAGACAGAAGAGCACAGGUCGACAGUGAUGCUGUGUUUAAUGCUUGUGAGGCUGGGGACUUAAGCAUUAUCAGUACGUUGUUUGACCUGGGUGCUACUGUUAACAUGGCGUCAUCUGACGGAUAUACUCUUCUUCACAGCUCAUUUCGAUACAAUCCUAAGGUUGUCUUGUUUUUACUAGGGAAAGGAGCAAGUGUGAACCAUUGUUCAAAUGUUACAGGUGACACACCACUUCACACAGCAGCAACGUGGACGUCUACAAAGUGUGUUGAUAUGUUGCUGAAGGCUGGGGCUGAUGUGAAUGUACAGAAUAAUACAGGUGACACACCACUUCACACAGCAGCAAUACGGGGAUCUACAGGGUAUGUUGAUAUGUUGCUGAAGGCUGGGGCUGAUGUGAAUGUACAGAAUAAUGCAGGUGACACACCACUUCAUACAGCAGCAGGACAGGGAUCUACAGAGUGUGUUGAUAUGUUGCUGAAGGCUGGUGCUGAUGUGAAGGUACAGAAUAAUACAGGUGACACACCACUUCAUACAGCAGCAGGACGGGGAUCUACAGAGUGUGUUGAUAUGUUGCUGAAGGCUGGGGCUGAUGUGAAGGUACAGAAUAAUACAGGUGACACACCACUUCAUACAGCAGCAGGACGGGGAUCUACAGGGUAUGUUGAUAUGUUGCUGAAGGCUGGGGCUGAUGUGAAUGUACAGAAUAAUACAGGUGACACACCACUUCAUAGAGCAGCAGCUUCAUUGUGGGGAUCUACUGAAUGUGUUGAUAUGUUGCUGAAGGCUGGGGCUGAUGUGAAGGUACAGAAUAAUGCAGGUGACACACCACUUCAUAAUGCAGCAGCAGCUUCAUUGUGGGGAUCUACAGAGUGUGUUGAUAUGUUGCUGAAGGCUGGGGCUGAUGUGAAGGUACAGAAUAAUGCAGGUGACACACCACUUCAUAAAGCAGCAGCUUCAUUGUGGGGAUCUACAGAGUGUGUUGAUAUGUUGCUGAAGGCUGGGGCUGAUGUGAAUGUACAGAAUAAUGCAGGUGACACACCACUUCAUAAUGCAGCAGCAGCAGGACGGGGAUCUACAAAGUGUGUCGAUAUGUUGCUGAAGGCUGGGGUUGAUGUGAAAGUACAGACUAAUACCGGUGACACACCACUUCAUAAAGCAGCAGGACAGGGAUCUACAGAGUGUGUUGAUAUGUUGCUGAAGGCUGGGGCUGAUGUGAAUGUACAGAAUAAUGCAGGUGACACACCACUUCAUAAUGCAGCAGCAGCAGGACGGGGAUCUACAAAGUGUGUCGAUAUGUUGCUGAAGGCUGGGGCUGAUGUGAAGGUACAGAAUAAUACAGGUGACACACCACUUCAUAAAGCAGCAGGACAGGGAUCUACAGCGUGUGUUGAUAUGUUGCUGAAGGCUGGGGCUGAUGUGAACGUACAGAAUAAUACAGGUGACACACCACUUCAAAAUGCAGCAGCAGCAGGACGGGGAUCUACAAAGGGUGUUGAUAUGUUGCUGAAGGCUGGUGCUGAUGUGAAUGUACAGAAUAAUACAGGUGACACACCACUUCAUAAAGCAGCAGGACAGGGAUCUACAGCGUGUGUUGAUAUGUUGCUGAAGGCUGGGGCUGAUGUGAAUGUACAGAAUAAUACAGGUGACACACCACUUCAUAAAGCAGCAGAACGGGGAUCUACAGAGUGUGUUGAUAUGUUGCUGAAGGCUGGGGCUGAUGUGAAGGUACAGAAUAAUACAGGUGACACACCACUUCAUAAAGCAGCAGGACAGGGAUCUACAGAGUGUGUUGAUAUGUUGCUGAAGGCUGGGGCUGAUGUGAAGGUACAGAAUAAUACAGGUGACACACCACUACAUAAAGCAGCAGGACAGGGAUCUACAGAGUGUGUUGAUAUGUUGCUGAAGGCUGGUGCUGAUGUGAAGGUACAGAAUAAUACAGGUGACACACCACUUCAUACAGCAGCAGGACGAGGAUCUACAGAGUGUGUUGAUAUGUUGCUGAAGACUGGGGCUGAUGUGAAUGUACAGAAUAAUACCGGUGACACACCACUUCAUAAAGCAGCAGGACAGUGAUCUACAUAGUGUGUU
Molecule: messenger RNA, 4094 nt
Organism: Haliotis rufescens (red abalone)
Lineage: Eukaryota; Metazoa; Mollusca; Gastropoda; Lepetellida; Haliotidae
Product: serine/threonine-protein phosphatase 6 regulatory ankyrin repeat subunit B-like
Exons: 4
Coding region: 135-4079 (1314 amino acids)
Molecular function (GO): protein binding
Source: RefSeq, a predicted model, not a curated record